AAGUCAGUUGGUCUCGAACCGUCAUAGCGAGUACACGUGAGAGGGAGGUGUCAAGCGGCUCUUUUGUCUCCCCACCAGUUAUACCUACUGCAAGCUUUGUUAUGGGAGCAUAAUCCGGUGUAUUUGAAAAUCGCAACGCGUUGCGCGCUAUUCGGGAGUGCGCCGCGACACAUGCAGCCGUACAGAUCGAACGUGGUGCUAUCAUUAUCGAUCACCUCAUCGCGCGCUUCGGAGAAACAGAUUAGGAUGCGCUUUGUUGCAUCUCAAGGCUAGUUUCGGUGUCCGGGAAAGUUUCUCCAACAACGUACAAAGAAGUAUCGCAUAAAAUUACGAAUGCGUCGGACCGUGUAAGAGCAGUGAUAAAUAUCAGUGGGAAAUCGUUCGUUUUUUACUUUCGUGAACACAAUAACAUUGAUCUCGCAACAAGCUAGUAAGAUCGGGACAAACUUUGAUUGGCAUUCGGGAAAGAAAACGUGAAAGGAAAACUCAUUGAAAAAUGACGCUUGAGGGAAAUUGCUCGACGGAGGAUGACACCAAUCGAGUUUUGUUCCAAUCCAGGAAAAACUCGAUGGUGCGGCUGCAGAUCGUGCCGGCGCAGCCAAAAACUAUCACGCACCUGCCAAAGAGACCACCAGUCGAUUUGGCUUUCACCGACCUCACCUAUAAGGUCCGAGAAGGCCGCAAAAAUAAUGCGAAAACGAUUCUCAAAUCCGUCAGCGGCAGACUGCGAUCCGGCGAGUUGACGGCUAUUAUGGGUCCUUCUGGUGCAGGAAAGUCGACACUCCUAAAUAUCCUUACCGGAUACAAGACGACAGGUACGGAGGGUAGCAUCACAAUAAAUGGCCACGAAAGAAAUCUCAGUGCCUUCAGGAAACUCUCCUGCUACAUCAUGCAGGACAAUCAAUUGUACGGGAAUCUAACGGUAGCGGAAGCUAUGAAGGUUGCAGCGAGUCUUAAGCUUAGCUCACACAUCGACAAAGCAGAGAAAGAAGAAGUGAUUCAAGAAAUCCUUGAAACUCUCGGUUUGUCUGAGCACCGUCGAACCAUGACCUUGAAUCUGAGUGGUGGUCAGAAGAAAAGGCUUUCUAUCGCUCUAGAACUGGUCAAUAACCCCCCUAUAAUGUUUUUCGACGAACCAACUAGCGGCUUGGACUCCUCGUCUUGUUUCCAGUGCAUUUCGUUGUUGAAGACACUGGCACGAGGCGGUAGAACGAUAAUCUGUACCAUUCAUCAGCCCAGCGCAAGGCUUUUCGAGAUGUUCGAUGCUCUCUACACAUUAGCCGAAGGUCAAUGCGUUUAUCAAGGCUCCACAUCACAACUAGUGCCUUUCCUAAGAACAAUUGGCCUUAAUUGUCCAAACUACCAUAAUCCAGCAUCGUUUAUCAUUGAGGUAUCAUGCGGUGAAUAUGGCGAUAAUAUCAAGAACUUGGUAAACGCGAUAAACAAUGGCAAAUACGAUAUACGCGAGGGACAUUCGUUUCCCGAGACGAAGGAAGAGAUGAACAAUUGCGCUGCCUCGACAGGAAUUUUGAAGAAUGGCGAUAGUAUAGACAAAAUUAAAAUCAAAGACAGGAAUGAUGUCAAUAAUCUCGAGGAGAAGUUCGCGGAACAAAAACUGAACGAGAUUAGUAAUGAGAAAAUCAUAUCGAGCUAUGCUAUGAAUGACAUUGCUAAACAAGCGAUGGAUAUGGCAAUCUCCGUGGAUACGGAUAAGAAAGACAAUGCCAGUGUGGCUUUGCUCGACGAAUCCAUUGCAGUAACGCCGGAAAGAUAUGCUACGUCCGAAUUGUUACAAUUCUACAUUAUUCUGAAGCGUGCUUUACUCUUCAAUCGUAGAGAUUGGACUCUUAUGUACCUCCGGCUCUUCGCUCACCUUCUGGUAGCGUCAUUAAUCACCGCGCUAUAUUAUGAUAUCGGAAACGAUGGCGCUAAAGUACUUAGUAAUCUCGGAUUUUUGUUCUUCAAUAUGCUAUUUCUUAUGUACACCUCCAUGACAAUCACCAUUCUGUCCUUUCCACUAGAACUGCCUGUACUUUUAAAAGAGAACUUUAACAGAUGGUACUCUCUCAAAGCAUAUUAUCUUGCAAUUACUCUUUCUGAUUUACCGUUUCAGACUAUAUUUUGUGUAAUGUACGUCAGUAUCGUGUACUUCACGACGAGUCAACCGGCGGAUGUGACGCGAUAUUGCAUGUUCGUGGGUAUUUGUCUGCUAAUUUCUUUCGUCGCGCAAUCGGUGGGCCUCGUGGUCGGCGCCGCCAUGAACGUGCAGAACGGCGUGUUCCUGGCGCCGGUAAUGUCGGUGCCGUUCCUCCUUUUCUCAGGCUUCUUCGUCAGUUUCGACGCGAUUCCGGUCUAUCUACGAUGGAUCACAUAUCUCAGCUACAUCAGAUAUGGUUUCGAGGGAACCGCUUUGACUGUUUAUGGCUACGGUCGAGAGAAACUAAAGUGUUUCCAGGUAUAUUGCCACUUUAAAAAUCCGGAAAUGACACUGGAGGAGCUGGACAUGCUCGAUGCUGAUUUUACUCUAGAUAUCCUCGCUCUCCUUCUCAUAUUCGUCGUGCUCCGAAUCGCCGCGUAUUUCUUCCUUCGUUGGAAGAUAAAGAAUGCUCGAUAAAUUGUCAAUACGCGCGAGUUAUUGUAAGAUACUCUAAAACGAUGAAGAUUUGGGUUUCAAUGCCUCACAACACAAUCAAAAAAUAAGAAAAUUUAUGCAAAGAUUUUCGUGGCAUUUCUCAGCGAGAAUUCUCGCGGCAAUAAUUAUUCUCUCUAUCGAGAAAAGGCAUUAAUAAUUUCAAAAAUAUCACAAAGUAAAAGAUUUAUUUUUUCAUGUUUUAUUGUUGCUAAAUUUAAUUGUAGGAAUAUAUAAUAAGUUAUUUAUAUUUUUAAUUAAGUUUAUAACACACAACGAUGACGACUAAUCGUUACGAUUGUAACAUAUUUGUUCAGGGUAUAUACAUAUGUAUAUAUAAUAUAUAUCAUAUAUCUUCAUUUUUUUAUUAUGUCAGCAACAUUCUCGUUAGAACGCAACCGAGUACGUGCGUCGAUCUUAGAUUUAUUAUACUAAAUUUAAAUGUUCGCCGCACGAUGCGAUUAGAUGGAAAGCUGAAACAAAAAGAAUUAGUUCGCAUAUGAUUUUUAAGGAAAGAAUUUUUAAGGAAAAAAUGGGAGGGGGUUUGUCAAUUGUCCUCGAUCGCGUCUAUCUUCCAUGAACAAAUACGAGGCCUUAAUCGAUGACGUAUUUCACGAGCGAUCGCUCUAUUCUAUCCACCAAUGGCUGUGAGCUUAAUGAUGCAAAAAGAAAAAAGUGUUAAAGAAAAUCAAAUGCAAAUGCUCAUGUUCUUAAAAUUAACUGAGACGAAAUAAUGCGUCCGAGAGAGAGAUGAUUUAUAAGCGCACGAGUUUAUCUUGCCAGAUAUUAAUUUUAUACGUUAAAGACCAGAUAUUAUCAACGCUUUAUAGAAGAAAGCAGCCUUGAUAGAUUAUGUCAAAACGAGCGUUUAUGUGCUCUUGUAGAAAUCCAUGAUUCUCGUAAAUACAAUGAACAAAUUCUUCCUGCAUUAUUCUGUACCGGUUGAUACUUAAAAAUUGGAAUGUGCGAAUCAAACUUUCUUAACGAAACUAAAAGAAACAAAAUGAUCACUUUGAUAACCAUUUAUUUUCUACUAACUUUUGAGAACGAAUUUAUUAGAUUAAUUCGUUAUUAUAUAUAUUUAUUGAAUUAUUAUUAUCUUCCAAACACAGAAAGAGAGAAUGUGUGUGUUGCUAGACUAGUUUUCUAAAUAAGCAUAAACUCUGAUCUUUUUAUAGUGUUAAAAAUUAUGGAAAAAUAAUAGAAAGCAUCAAAUUUUUAAAGACAUGAGAGGAAAAGUGUACUUCAUCACAAUUCUACAUAUAUAUAAAAUUGUCAUUUGUUCUCAAAAAUCAAAGUUAAAUAUUUUCGAUGUAAAUUAUAAAACAUGUCGCUUAUUUAAAUAUCUUUCAUGAAAAUCGGCGAUCAAAUUAAAAAUCGAUUAACAGGAUUACGGCGCUCAAACAAAUGAAAUAAUUAUUACGAUAAAAUAUAUAUUUAUGUAGAUAAAACAAACAGUAAAUGAUCGAAAAUAUAUAAUCGAUUGUUAAUGAAAUACACUUUUAUAAAAUAAGAUGCAUCGAAAUGUGUGUAUCUGUAUUGGUUUAGCAUAAUUGUUACUAUAGUUUAUACUGCACAUGUAUAAAAUACAAAAAAGGUAUGUUUUUCAUAA
Messenger RNA from Formica exsecta, 4241 nucleotides. Its product is annotated as ATP-binding cassette sub-family G member 4. Gene Ontology annotation, cellular component: plasma membrane. Bases 497 to 2614 code for a protein of 705 amino acids. Lineage: Eukaryota; Metazoa; Arthropoda; Insecta; Hymenoptera; Formicidae. The transcript has 12 exons. The record is from RefSeq and is a predicted model, not a curated record. Gene Ontology annotation, molecular function: ATP hydrolysis activity; ATP binding; ABC-type transporter activity.